CCAUCAUUGGUGUCAGGGGGAGGAAUAGUGCCCCAUCAUUGGUAUCAGUGGGAGGAAUCGUGCCCCAUCAUUGGUGUCAGUGGGAGGAAUCAUGCCCCAUCAUUGGUGUCAGGGGGAGGAAUAGUGCCCCAUCAUUGGUAUCAGUGGGAGGAAUCGUGCCCCAUCAUUGGUGUCAGGGGGAGGAAUAGUGCUCCAUCAUUGGUAUCAGUGGGAGGAAGUGCCCCAUCAUUAGUGUCAGUGGGAGGAAUAGUGCCCUAUCAUUGGUGUCAGUGGGAGUAAUAGUGUCCCAUCUUUGGUGUCAGUGGGAGGAAGUGCCCCAUCAUUGGUGUCAGUAGGAGGAAUAGUGCCCCAUCAUUGGUGUCAGUGGGAAGAAUCAUGCCCCAUCAUUGGUGUCAGUGGGAGGAAUCGUGCCCCAUCAUUAGUGUCAGUUGGGAGGAAUCGUGCCACAUCAUUGGUAUCAGUGGGAGGAAUCGUGCCCCAUCAUUGGUGUCAGGGGGAGGAAUAGUGCUCCAUCAUUGGUAUCAGUGGGAGCAAGUGCCCCAUCAUUAGUGUCAGUGGGAGGAAUAG
Messenger RNA from Staurois parvus, 567 nucleotides. The record is from the annotation of a GenBank genome assembly. Lineage: Eukaryota; Metazoa; Chordata; Amphibia; Anura; Ranidae.